This is a messenger RNA of Candidozyma duobushaemuli, 804 nucleotides long. RefSeq lists its product as uncharacterized. The transcript has a single exon. The record is from RefSeq and is a predicted model, not a curated record. Bases 1 to 804 code for a protein of 267 amino acids. NCBI's taxonomy places the organism in Eukaryota, Fungi, Ascomycota, Pichiomycetes, Serinales, Metschnikowiaceae. Gene Ontology annotation, cellular component: intracellular anatomical structure. Gene Ontology annotation, molecular function: oxidoreductase activity, acting on NAD(P)H, oxygen as acceptor.
AUGUCCACCAUUAGAAAGCCAAACCCACAGCUCUCCGACAGCGUCUUUGAGAUGUUCUCCAUGAAGGGGAAGGUCACCAUCAUCACUGGUGCAGCUGGCGGAAUUGGAGCAGAAGUGUCUAGAGCUUUGGCUGAAGCUGGAGGAGACUGCGCUUUGUGGUACGGAAGGAACACCGCAGCCAUUGAUAUUGCCAAAGAGCUCGAGGAAAAAUACAAGGUCAAGGCAAAGGCAUACAAGGUCAAUGUGAGAGAAUGGGAGCUGGUUGACAAUGGCGUCAAGGAAGUGAUCAAGGACUUUGGUCACUUGGAUGUGAUGAUUGCCAAUGCUGGUAUUCCAGCCACCGCAGGUCUUCUCAAGCUGAGCUUCGAGGAGUGGAACAAUGUUGUUCAAACCGACUACAACGGUGUGUUCUACUGUGCUCGUGCUGCUGGUCAGGUUUUCGAAAAACAGGGCCACGGUAACUUGAUCACCACUGCCUCCAUGUCUGGGUCCAUUGUGAAUCUUCCCCAGCAGCAGGCUAACUACAAUGCUAUCAAGGCUGCUGUGAUCCACUUGACCAAGUCUUUGGCUGUAGAGUGGGCCGACUUUGCCAGAUGUAACUCGGUCUCUCCAGGAUAUAUCGACACGCCAAUUUCCUACCAGGUGACUGAGGAGACCAAGGAGGAGUGGUACAGAAGAACACCAAUGAGAAGAGAUGCUGAUGCCAGGGAGCUCAAGGGUAUUUACCUCUACUUGGCCAGUAACGCUUCUACUUUCACCACUGGCAGUGACUUUAUCGUUGACGGUGGUCACUGCUGCCCAUGA